UGGAGAGCUGCAAGUGAACAUGAGGCUCGCGUCCUUAAUGAUGUACAUAUCUCCGCCGCUCAUAUUUAUUUUGUACGUUUGUGUCGGGCGUUCUGACGCUGCGCCCCACGAUGCGUCGCCUCUUUCCGGGCAGCCCGGCGCAGCCUCUCUCACCUGGGGGAGCUCCCUCACCGACGUGCCUGGUCCUGGACCGGAGAGCCGGCUCGCUCCCGGGUCUCUCAUCUCACUCACGCCGUCGCCUGUCAUUGUUUCCGGGGGCCCGACCGCCGCUCCCCCCGCUGCCGCCUUCCAGCCUCCUCCAGCGGACCCGACUACCGGACUAACCCCGGCCGCCGCGAAGGCGCAGAUCCCGGCGCCGCUUCCCAGGUCCCCCGGUAAGCGGUCCACCGACGCGCGGCCGUCCUUGCUCGCCCCGGAGAAGAGGCUGCAGACCCUGGGGUCCGCGGGGUCCGUGGUGGCCCAGCGCACGGACAACGACGCCUGGGCAGCAGCAGAUGGUACCGCCGGCCCGGCUGCAGCCUCCGUAGAGAGUCAAGAGGCUCUCUGUAACUGCAGCAGUGGUGCUGAGGGGGUCCUGGAUCCGGACGAGUGUGACCGGCCCAGCGGCCAGUGCUCCUGUGUGCUGGGCUACACCGGCCUGCAGUGUGAGGACUGUGAGGAGCGCCACUUCACCAACGGCUCCAGCGGCUGCCUGCCCUGCGCCUGCGACUCCUUCGGGGCCGUGAACCCCCUCUGCGACAGCUCGGGGACAUGCGUGUGCAAGACGGGCGUGUACGGCCCGAAGUGUGACGAGUGCCACCCGGGCUUCUUCCACUUCAGCAGCACGGGCUGCCGGCCCUGCCAGUGCCAGAGCCACAGCAGCUCCUGCCUCCCCCAGUCCGGAGCGUGUAUGAACUGUGAGGGCAACACCCAGGGAUCCAACUGUGAGGAGUGUAAGCCCGGUUCCUACCGCGGCCCCGGAGACGCCCCGACCGCCGCCUGUGCACCGUGUCCCUGCUCCAACGCCACCUCCACCGGCACCUGCCACGCUGGUCCCGGUGGCCCCCCGCGGUGCGAUCAGUGCCUUCCUCCAUACGGGGGUCCUCACUGUGACCGGUGCAGCGCCGGCUUCUCCAAAGCGUCCGGCCUCUGCGUGCCGUGCGACUGCUCCGGGAACGCAGACCCUCAGGGGCCCCCCCAGCUGUGUGACCCCGACACCGGCCGGUGCCUCCGCUGCAGCAACAGCACCACGGGGGCCCAGUGCCAGCUCUGUGCCCCGGGCCUCACGGGGGACGCCCGGGCCCACAACUGCACCCGCCCAGCGCUCCGGCUCCUCCCCACACCGGCGCUCACGCCCUCAUCGGAGGCCCCCCACCUCCACCUCCAGCACCGCGACCUCCAGCACCAUGACCUCCAGCACCUCCACCUCCAGCACCAUGACCUCCAGCACCUCCACCUCCAGCACCAUGCUGACCUCCGCCACAGCCAGGGGCGUCCCGACCUCCACGUCCAGCAGCAACACCAGCACCUCCUCCUCCUCCUCCUCUUCCUCCACCACGCAGGCGCUGCUGACCAGCCCGGGCGGCCCCACGGACAACACCACCGCCGCCCUGACGGAGGUCUCCUGGACGCAGUUCAACAUCAUCAUCCUGGCCGUGAUCAUCCUGGUGGUGCUGGUGCUGCUGGGCUUCGUGGGCGGCGUGUACACGUACCGCGAGUACCAGAACCGCAAGCUCAACGCGCCCUUCUGGACCAUCGAGCUGAAGGAGGACAACAUCAGCUUCAGCAGCUACCACGACAGCAUCCCCAACGCCGACGUGUCGGGCCUGCUGGAGGACGAGGCCAACGAGGUGGCGCCCAACGGCCAGCUGGCGCUCACCACGCAGGGCAACUGCUACAAGGCUUAGGCUCCGCCCCCCCCUCUGAACUCUACACGAGCGCCGCUGGACAGCACCAAAUCCAAAGCUCCUUCAUGUACGCCUGCUGGUCUGAGAUCAGAUGCAAUCAACGAUGUGGAAAAGAGACGUGGAGCGUGUUCCCUGAUAUGACCUUGAACCUUGACCCUGGUCCAGGAAUUACCCUGACCCUGGUCCAGGACUUAUACUGACCCCUGGUCCAGGAAUAACCCUGACCCCUGGCCCAGGACUUACCCUGGUCCAGGAAUAACCCCUGGCCCAGGACUUACCCUGGUCCAGGACUUACCCUGGUCCAGGACUUACCCUGACCCCUACUCCAGGACUUACCCUGGUCCAGGACUUACCCUGACCCCUGCUCCAGGACUUACCCUAACCCCUACUCCAGGACUUACCCUGGUCCAGGACUUACCCUGACCCCUGCUCCAGGACUUACCCUGGUCCAGGUCUUACCCUGGUCCAGGACUUACCCUGACCCCUGCUCCAGGACUUACCCUGGUCCAGGACUUACCCUGACCCCUGCUCCAGGACUUACCCUGGUCCAGGACUUCCAGGUGCCCAGCAUUUCACAUGUUUUUAAAUGACUCUUUUGACACUUUAAGUUAUAACUGAUCCAAGACAAUGAUUGUUAUUUAAUGAAUUUUUAUUCCGUUGUUAUUUAUUGGUUGACGUUUCAUUCUCGGGAGGAAAAGCUGCACACGCGUGUGCGUGUGUUUGAAUUCAUCGUGUUUUGAUCUUGUGUCCCAUGGCGAUUUCUAGAUUGCCCAAUAUGUUUCCAUGUAUAGUUUCUGUGUGUUUGGGGGAAGAUGACCUCAUCGCUGUAGCUUCCUGGGGAGUGUCUGUGGUUUGAGGGGCGUGGCCAUGGGGAGUGUCUGUGGUUUGAGGGGCGUGGCCAUGGGGAGUGUCUGUGGUUUGAGGGGCGUGGCCAUGGGGAGUGAUUGUGGUUUUAAGGGGCGUGGCCACGGGGAUUGUCUGUGGUUUAAGGAGCAUGUCUGUGGUUUAAGGGGCGUGGCCACAGGGAGUGUCUGUGGUUUAAGGGGCAUGUCUGUGGUUUAAGGGGCGUGGCCACAGGGAGUGUCUGUGGUUUUAAGGGGCGUGGCCACGGGGAGUGUCUCUGUGGUUUGAGGGAGGUGGCCAAGGGGAGUGUCUGUGCUUUAAGGGGCGUGGCCACGGGGAGGGUCUCUGUGGUUUGAGCGACGUGGCCAAGGGGAGUGUCUGUGCUUUAAGGGGCGUGGCCACGGGGAGGGUCUCUGUGGUUUGAGCGACGUGGCCAAGGGGAGUGUCUGUGCUUUAAGGGGCGUGGCCAUGGGGGUGUGUCUGUGGGUUUAAGGGGCGUGGCCACGGGAGUGUCGGUGGUUUAAGGGGCGUGGCCACGGGGAGGGUCUCUGUGGUUUGAGGGAUGUGGCCAAGGGGAGUGUCUGUGGUUUUAGGGGCGUGGCCACGGGGAGUGUCUGUGGUUUUAGGGGCGUGGCCAACACUCCUGAGACUUACUCCCUUCAGGAAGCUGAGCAAAGCCUUUGAAGCGGGACAUUGAUCUGGAGGCGGGUCCUAAGUGAGUUUGAGUGACAGCUGUCAGACUUCCUCAUGCAGUGAACUAUGGAACUGACUCCUCAGGUACUGGCUCCUCCCCCAAUGUGAUCACUGUACAUAUGAUUAUUGUACAGAUGAAUGUGAAUAGUAAGCACUAUUAUUAUUGUACAGGUAGAAUUCUGUGAUGCUCCGCCCACAGCUUCUCUUUUUAUUUUGGUUUUCCCCGGUAGACUUUGGCCAUGAACGCAGCAGCGUGACCACAAACGCACCCUGAACACAAGAGUGACAUGAUGUAAAUAAUAACCCCACAAAUCUGAGGUCCACUCAAAUAAAGACGUUUUAACUGUU
Pseudoliparis swirei is the source of this 3770-nucleotide messenger RNA. RefSeq names its product multiple epidermal growth factor-like domains protein 9. NCBI's taxonomy places the organism in Eukaryota, Metazoa, Chordata, Actinopteri, Perciformes, Liparidae. The record is from RefSeq and is a predicted model, not a curated record. The coding region runs from base 20 to 2086 and encodes 688 amino acids. The transcript is spliced from 6 exons.